Molecule: messenger RNA, 697 nt
Organism: Bactrocera neohumeralis
Lineage: Eukaryota; Metazoa; Arthropoda; Insecta; Diptera; Tephritidae
Product: mitochondrial intermembrane space import and assembly protein 40-B
Exons: 1
Coding region: 1-438 (145 amino acids)
Biological process (GO): protein import into mitochondrial intermembrane space
Cellular component (GO): mitochondrial intermembrane space
Molecular function (GO): protein-disulfide reductase activity
Source: RefSeq, a predicted model, not a curated record
AUGUCGUACUGCAAGGUAUUUGGCAAGGAUGAAGUUAUGUUUGUUACCAAAGAAGAUCAUGCAACACCUAGUACUGUUGAGUUGCCACCACCAGAGCCACCACAAGGUCUUAUAACCAGUGAUGGAGAAAUUAAUUGGGGUUGCCCAUGUCUAGGAGGCAUGGCUACGGGUCCAUGCGGUGUUGAAUUUCGUGAUGCAUUUUCUUGCUUUCAUUAUAGCAAGGCAGACCCGAAAGGCUCCGAUUGUUUCGAAGCUUUUAGAGCAAUGCAAGAUUGUUUUGUACAAUAUCCCACAGUAUACAAUAAGUCUUCCGGUAACGAUGAAGAUGAAGAGGAGGGUGGAUUAAACAUGUUAAAUUUGGAAGAAGCUGAAAAAGAGACAUCAACCGAGGUUCCUAGUGUGGAGGGUACGGCCGUACUUAACAAGAAAGAAAAUUAAGCUAUGUGGGGUUGGGGGAAAAAAGUGUACGUUUAAAGUCGAGGAAACUUUUCUUCAAUCAACUAUGAAAUUCGCCAGACAAAUAUGAAUUAAUAUAAUUUUGUUAUGAUUGCAUUUUCAUAUACAAUUUUUAAAUGUUCACGGUUACCUUGAAAUAGUUUUUUAGUAAUAGUUGUCAAUAUAAUUAAAAAUCUGAAAUAUAGAAAUGUAUAUUAUUCCAAACACUUAAAUAUAUAUUUUGUUUCUAAAAAACAAUAAA